Molecule: messenger RNA, 1533 nt
Organism: Penicillium canescens
Lineage: Eukaryota; Fungi; Ascomycota; Eurotiomycetes; Eurotiales; Aspergillaceae
Exons: 4
Coding region: 1-1533 (510 amino acids)
Source: RefSeq, a predicted model, not a curated record
AUGGUUUACAGUAAACCAAACCCUACAACUGGCGCCAUGAAGCGAUCCGCUUCAGCCCUCGAAGGACCUCCCGGAUGGGACGUUGCUCCUCCCAUGAUGACGCAUUCUCGCUCAUCAUUCCGUCCUCCUUAUACACACUACGCCAUGAUCUACCUCGAUCAUGACGGCAAGCUCAAGGUCGACGAGUCUUCAUCUAUUCAGGAACACAACGCGACUGUGUUCAGCCCAGAAGUCCGCCAGAACUUCCUCGAGAUUCUCGGGGAACGCAUUGGCUACCAUGCACCCCCUCGCCAGACAGUAGACGCAUCUCCCCGCCGGGUGAGGCGCCGCAAAGGCAAUGCUCCCUCUAUUUCCGAGGACCGUCUCUCUGAGCAGGCUUCCGACAGUGAAGACUUCUCUAAUGGCUCCACUGAAAUGGUUCCUCUCCGCAUUGGAGACAGCCAGAAGGUUAUGGCUUACUACGAGGGUGCCCUCAAGCACUUCCAACAACUUAACUGCCGCAUGGUUGCCAAGGCAUUCAUCAAGUUCAUCGAGCCUCGCAAGCAGGUCCGACACCCUUACAACGGUGGCAAGCCUCCACCAGGAUCUGCCCCCGGCACCACCGGUGACCCAGAGAAGACGAAGCCCGAGUGGUGGCCCCCAGGUGUCAUGCACAAGGAGCCUGACCACCUGCGCAAAGAGUACCGCAUUGAGCUUCUCCUUCACAUCAUCCGUCAUCUCGGUAGCUACGGUAUCACUGCCGACAAGCUCAAGGAAGUCGCUGGCGACACCAAGCGGAGCUUGAAGCACCCAUCCCACGUCGAGAUCAUCUAUGAGAUCCUUCGUGUCCGCAAGAUGGAAGAGCGCCUCGAGCGCGGCGAAGUCGACUCCAACAUGAUUGUCUACACCAUGAACCGUGGCCCCAGCCCCAAGGGCGACGAAGAAGAAGAGUCCAACGACGCACCCUCAGUAACAAUCGAGGAGCCCGAGCACAACGUACAAGGGCUCAUGACGCCCAUCUCCUCAGUUGAGCAAGUAACCGCCGCCCUCACAACACCCAUCGAUACCCUCCCCGCCACCCGCUCCCUCCCAGGCAGCUUCUCCAUGCCCGAGCCUCUCAGCUUCGAAGGACCCCGCCAGGACCGCCCCUACUACACCACGCCACCCCAAUACACAGACUCCUUCUCCUCACAGCCAAUGCUCAGCACUCCCGUAACAGCGGAGAUGAUCAGUCCCCACGACGUCUCCGUCUUCGACUACUCCAGCCACAACGCCUUCCCAACCUCCACGCCUGACCACCAACGCGCCGGUCAUUACGACCCCUGGGCUCCUGCACCCACAUUCCGCCAGAACAUCUUCGGCACUGUCGACUACAACGCCGCACCAUCCAGCCAGCCCAUGUCCCAGCCUUCAAUGAGCUACCACAUGCCCAUGGCUCCUCACCACAUGCACGACAUGUCACAGUCUCAUGUUGAUCAACGAUCUCUGCCUUUCCGCACGGGGUCGCUAGGCCAUCCCCAUCCUAACGGCUUGCCUCUUUCCCACGCUGUCUAA